Molecule: messenger RNA, 357 nt
Organism: Symbiodinium natans
Lineage: Eukaryota; Dinophyceae; Suessiales; Symbiodiniaceae
Source: the annotation of a GenBank genome assembly
AUGCCGAGGAUGGGCGACCAGGCGGGCGCCUACAGCGCCUACGAUCAGCAAGCCAUGCACCAGCAAGUUCCAGAAACCAUGCCGCUGUCUCAGCCGCAGAAUACGAACCGUACAACAAGGGGCUGUUGUAGCGCCAGUGGCCGAGGCUCUUCAUCCUCGCCUCAAGUGGAGCACGAAGAUCCAGUAGGAGCGCCAAAGCGAGCUCCUUCUUGUGACCCAGUGAAACUGGGCCAGCUGGCCACGUUUGGCCAGCGGGCCACGUUUGGGCUUGCAGAGAUUCAGCAUACCUGGCAGCAGACGUCUUUGGUACACUUGUGCCUCAGCUUUGUAGAUAUCCUCGGUGCCUGCGGCUUCUAG